Messenger RNA from Paramuricea clavata, 1697 nucleotides. Lineage: Eukaryota; Metazoa; Cnidaria; Anthozoa; Malacalcyonacea; Plexauridae. The record is from the annotation of a GenBank genome assembly.
AUGAAUUCCUUUUUGAUAUCUUACAUCAUUCAACAUAAAUUGCAAUCGUGCAAAAGAACUUCGAGGAAGGUACUACAUCAUAACUCUAAGUGUAAGAAUCCUUAUCACAAGUCGGACAUUGGCCACAGCUUUCCUAAGAAGCCAACUAUCUACUCACGAAAAGCAGAUCAUUUUCCUGAAUCUCGACUUCAUGUGGAUACGUCUAAGGACGAGAAAAAAUGCCCUAAACUGUACGAGAUAGCUCGAGCGAUGCUGGAUGGUGAAAAGAUUAAACUUCCCUACGAAACAAACCACACGAGGUGGAAAUUUCGAGAGAGGAUCGAUUUAGAUGUUCUUACGGAAACGUAUCUUCACUGGAAUCAUCCGUGGCAGCAAGGAGACUCAACAGAAACGCGGCGAAAACUUCUAAGAUAUAACGUGUCAGCCAGAACUAUACCAGCAAGGAAAUAUUUAUUGACGUACGGUCACAACUGUUGUGAGAUGUCGAAAAAAAGAGCAGUCAAUCAAGGAAUCGAUGUUGGCAGAGUGGACUAUGCUGAAGCUGUAGAUUUGUCUCAUCUAUCUGUGCCUUUCCAGAUCUCUCAUCAAAACCUUCUGAGACAUCGAAAAGGGGCCGGAUAUUGGUUGUGGAAAUCCUUUAUUAUUCUCAAGACCUUAUUGACUAAAUUGAACGACGGUGAUCUACUUGUUUACCACGACGCAGGAGCGUAUUUCAUAAACGACAUAGGCCCUCUUUUUAAAUUAUGCAUGGACGCAAAGCCCAAUGUGCUCGCAUUCCGUCAACCAUACCAAGAACGUUUAUUUACCAAACGAGAUGCAUUUGUACUAAUGGGAAUGGACGAACCUCGAGCAUAUGAAAAGAAACAGACUCAAAGAACGGCUGCAUUGCAAGUAUAUAUGAAGUCAUGUACGACGAUACAAUUUGUAAUGGAAUAUCUGGCGUAUUCAGCUGAUCGCAGAAUCAUAAGUGAUGACAAAAACGUCAUGGGUAAACCGAACUUGGAGGGUUUCCAAGGCAAUAGACAUGAUCAGACAGUUUUUUCGCUGUUGUCAAAGAAGUGGGGAAUUUUAGAGUUACGAGAUCCUUGUACUUGUGGUCGAAAUAAAUUUACUCAAGAUUAUCAAUACGCAUCUGGGCCUUACCAUUCUAUGUAUGUUCAGGACAGAGUAAGAGACUAAUAAUUAAACCCUUCAUGUUCCAGAACGCUCAAUUAAUGGUCGAGUACAUAUAUCAUAACUUAGUAACAGAAUGGCCACUCUAAUACUGUGACAAUGUUAGAAUGUAGAUUGAGUAAAUACAAAUAGCAAUUAAACAAUCAUAUAUACUCUGUCACCGUUUCUCUAUUUUGCAUAAUAUUUCAUACGACAUUAGCAUUAAAUAUCGUAAAAGAUUUUGCAGUAAAAUUGAUGUUUUUCAAAAUUAUUCACGUCCUAUUUUUAGUAGCUAAAUAUAAAAGGCAGAAUUUCCCUGUGGAAUGGAUUGCGUAAACUGCGAGGGCUGUUUUCGGAAUUAUCGCUUUCGACAUAAGCACCAUUCGAAGAUUCGCAGCCAUCAUAAAAUAAAAUCUAAUCAUGAGCCAUAGUAAAUUUGUCUGAGUGAAUCUGGCUGCUAACUUAGGAGGUGUACUAGAACAAGUGUUUAUCUGCUGUUGCCAAACGGUCAAGUCCUGGAAUGUUGGUAAUGGAUGUCCUCAUCG